Molecule: messenger RNA, 1122 nt
Organism: Arachis duranensis
Lineage: Eukaryota; Viridiplantae; Streptophyta; Magnoliopsida; Fabales; Fabaceae
Exons: 3
Coding region: 1-1122 (373 amino acids)
Source: RefSeq, a predicted model, not a curated record
AUGUGCAUCAAUGAUGACACAAGUCUGCAAGAGAUGUUCUCAAUCUACUAUCAAGCCCAAUCACGAGUAUUUGUUAUUGAGCUGUACGUGGAGUUUGACCAAUUACCGAAUACGGUGGAACAAUAUGAUCAUGAUUUCGAUGGGGAAAGUUAUAACGAUGAGGAACAAGAGGACUGCACCAUUGAGUCGGACGUCGAAGACGUCCCAAAUGCACUAGUGAGUGAGCAUCCAUUCGAAGAACCGUCUUUCAUGCGCGCUUUGGAUCUCGAUGCCAUGAAUGCUCCAGAAUUUCCGGAGUAUGCCAAUGUAGAUCCACCUGUGGUCAAGGAUGGUGAAUUUGUCAUAGGGAUGGAAUUUAAUUCUAGAGAGGCUGUGAUCAAGGUAGUUAAAGAUUAUACCAUUCACAGAGGUGUUGAUUAUCAGGUUUUUGAGUCUGAGCCGACGACAUUUUACGCGAAAUGUAUGCAGUAUGGGCAAAGCUAUGAUUGGCUUAUCAGGGUUAGCUUGAUGCGAAGAAAGUAUUGUUGGGAGAUUAGACGAUAUAAUGGCAGCCAUACUUGUACUAGAGCCACUAUUUCUCAAGAUCAUUCGAAGUUGGACUCAGACACUAUUGCAGAUGCAAUUAAGCCAUUGAUAGAGGCCGUCGAAUAUGAAACGUUACCUUGCUACCGCGGGGAUGAAUUGGCUCAGGAUGUCAGGGUUCUAAACCGAGUUUUCUGGAGUUUCUACCCAUGUAUAAGAGCAUUUAGGCACUGCAAGCCGGUUGUACAGGUAGAUGACACACAGUUGUAUGAAAAAUAUAAAGGAGCGUUGUUGGUCGCAGUUUCUCAAGAUGGUAACAACAAUAUUGUGCCAAUUGCAUUUGCGCUUGUAGAGGGGGAGACAUCAGAUGCAUGGUUCUUUUUCCUUCGUCAUUUGCGAACCCAUGUGGUGACGAAGGAUGGGGUGGGACUUAUCUCUGAUCGACACGAGUCUAUUAGGUCAGCAGUUUCUCGUUGUGAUGGAGCAUGGGAGCCGCCAAGGGCCAGACACAUAUUUUGCAUUAGGCACAUAGCAUCAAACUUCUUGAGAAAGUUCAAGGCACCGUUCAUGCAAAAGCUUGUGGUGAACAUAGGUAAUUAA